CUUGUCCUAAACAAAUGUCCCGUCAUUCACCGCGGUCAUAGUUUUUACCAACACUCAUUAUACACAAACAUUAACACAUCAUCGAAGUGCGAGAUCUGACGGGAGAGCAGCUAAGAUGGCUCCACGUAUGGAUGAUGUCAUGCAACUAUGCUGUGACCUGUCUGCAAAUCAGCAGAUAAAAGCAGCAGUGAAGAAUUCUGGGAAAGGAUCAGCAGUGGCAGGAGGGACUGCAUUUUUAGGGGGUCUUCUAGGUGGUCCCCUAGGGAUUGCUGUUGGUGGUGCAGUAGGUGGCCUGUUGGGAUGGUGGAUGACCAGUGGACAGUUCAGACCUCUCCCUCAGAUCAUCAUGGAGCUGCCUCCCCACCAGCAGCAGAGGCUCUAUGCUGAUAUCAUGGGCGUUUUGGGCUCACUGGACUGGACAGACCUGGCCCAGCUGACCGCCCUGGUCAUGGGGAAUGCUACUCUCCAGCAGCAGGUCACUGCUACUCUACUUCGUUAUAUCACAAAGGAACUGAGAGCAGAGGUGAGAUACGGGGACUGAUCUACACAGGCUGAAUAUCCGGAGGAACUCCUUAGAACACACAUUUGUACUCAAAUUCAACUCGAGCUUAUUUCCUGAGACUGAAAUAAGCUUUUAUACUGUGGGUUCACUGAAAGAGGCCUUAUGAGAGUUACAUUGAGACUCAUGUCAGACAUGUCAUGUUACCUAAUAUCUGAUCAUGUCCAUUUAAUAUCCUUUGAUAAAGCACUUUUUUUUUUUACGUCAUUUUCAUUAUCUCCAGCACAACACCAGUGUCUACAUAUGUGAAAACGGCACAUUUUUAAGUUUUGUAGAAACAAAUAUAAAGUUAAAAGUUCUCCCCAAUGACAUCAUCAAAAGUAAAACAUAUUUAAAAACAGUGAUUUUUCUGGCGCUAGGAGAUUCACAGUGAUGUGAGAAGCAAGAAAAUACCCUCCCUCUGGCUAGAAACUUGUUGAAAACCACUGUUUUGAAAAUCACUGUUUUGUUACUUUUAAUGCUGCCAUGUGAUGUUACAGAGAAGCAUUUGUUUAGCACCUUACCUUUUUAACCACAGAUCAUAGAAACGCGCUGUUUUCACGUACUGUAUGUAGACACUGUUAUGGUUUUGGAGAUAAUGAAUAUGAGGUGGAAAAGUGGCGGAAUUGCACUUUAAUGUACACUUGUUUUGUUUUAGAUGAGAAAUUGUUAUCUCUGAAUGUAGUGGUAUGAUUGAAACUUAUCUGAUAAGAACAGUCCAGCAAUUAACCAGAAAGGCGUACUUUAUUUAUAUUGUAGUGCAUAAUUUGUUGACGAUAUUUUGCACUGAAUUGUACACAUUGAAUAUUGUUGGUCAUUUAUAAUUUACAUUAUUUGCAACAAAUGCAAGACUAGACUCCUCUUGUAAGUGUGCCUAGGAUCUCAAGUGAUUCAUGCAAUGUGAAUAUUGUAAGAGAUGAGUACUUCUGAGAAACUGGUCUUGGUACUUCUGGCACAUAAUGGUGAUUAGUCCCACCUAGUCCUAGAAUUAACUAAUUGGGAAAAUCUUGUCGUGCUCUGUACUAAAGUGUUUAUAUGAAAAUCAUGAUAAAUGAAAUAAAGGACAAAGGUGACUUGUAUGAUCACCACAA
Molecule: messenger RNA, 1629 nt
Organism: Salmo salar (Atlantic salmon)
Lineage: Eukaryota; Metazoa; Chordata; Actinopteri; Salmoniformes; Salmonidae
Product: protein C19orf12 homolog
Source: RefSeq, a predicted model, not a curated record